Rattus norvegicus (Norway rat) is the source of this 4716-nucleotide messenger RNA. The record is from RefSeq and is a predicted model, not a curated record. Lineage: Eukaryota; Metazoa; Chordata; Mammalia; Rodentia; Muridae.
AUGGGCGUGCCACCUCCCUGGGUAGGGACUGGCCUGGUAUAAAUUUCUCUGACUCUGGUGGCAGGCUGCAUCUGAUCAAGCUCCAGUCACACCAUAGGCAGCAGGGUCUCAGGAAGGGCCAUGGCAAAGGGAGCAACCAGCAAGUGCAAUCAUUCUCUCACUCUGAGCCUUUUGGUUCUGCUGAACUCUCUGGGCACCAUGCAGGUAGAUGGUACAGACUCUCUAAGUUGUAACUUCACUGUCCAGUAUAAAGUCUCACUUGGACAAUGCUCAGUGAAUGGAAUGACUGUCCUUUGUUUUGACGAUGUAAGGCAGAACUCACCUGUGUGUAAAACUGAAAAGAAGGGAAAUGCUACUAAGCUGUGCAAUGAUUUGAACCAAUGCCUGAGUUACAGUUUUUAUGAAAUGAUGAAGCUGGAGUCAGGGCUAUUCGAAUCCAAGGGUAAUCACACCUUGCGGGUCACUGUACAAUCUCAAUAUAAUCAAGGAGAAUUCAUGGAUGGAUGCUGGGCCUUCAUGAUUGAUAGACAGUAUCCCUUCUACUUUUAUCCAAAAAAUAUGACCUGGAGAGAAAAUCAGCCUAAUGCUAUCAAGACCAUGAGUCAAUGGGAGAAUAACAGGGAACUAUUCCAAAGUCUCAAGUUCCUCUCCACGGGAGAUUUCAGUCUGUGCCUCAAGAAAUUGUUGACAGACUCCAGAGAAUUGACAAGAUCGACAAUAAAGGCACCAGAUACCACCCAACCUACAUCUACCACCCAGAGUCCAUCUACAGGGAAUAGCACCCCAGCCAUGUCUUCCAACCAGAGUCCAUCUACAGGGAAUAGCACCCAACCUACAUCUACGACUGAUUAUCUAAUUGUAUUUGAGUUUACAGCAAUCUUCCUUGCAUUGAUCGUGGUUUCUAUGGAAAAAAAAAAGGUGCUUCCUGCUGCUCCCCUUCCUCUUCAGUAUGAACUUCAGUCCCCAUCACCAGCUGUAUUGGAGGAAUCUUGAACAUAUUUCUGUGGCUUCUCCAGCAAAGGAACAUAUUUCUGAUGACAUCUCAGAAAACCUUGCUGCUGACUUUGAACCAGACUGGUAGGAACUCAGGAGACUGAUCGCUGUCAGAGCCUCACCAACCAGGGCAUCAGGGUGCACUAGGCUGUUGCUGUGAUGACUUACUCUUGCUCUGAUAUUCUUCUGUCUGACACUUACCUGAUAGCACUGCAGAGCUGAAGCUCGGCAUGGCUCUCAAUUACUCCUCACUGCGUAAAACAAGGACUUGCCCUGGGUGACUCCAUUUUACAAGCUGCAGUUGGCUCCCUCCUGAGUGCAAUGCAGACAUUGGAGGACAUGACACCUCACUUUACACAGAGACACAUGCCCACCCAUUUCCCUCUCUGGUGCAGAGGCUGAUAAUUACCUUACUCCACAAAGUAAAAAUAUGUCGCCUCCACAGCUAUCAAAAUAGGUGGGAAGCAGUGCACACAAGUGCAUCUCAAACCACAUCAGAAACUGGCUCUGAGGAUUUAUCUCACCCUCGCCUGGAGCCCUGAAGAGGCCACCUGAUCCUGCAAAAGUUAUGUCACCCCAAACUUGUCCCCUGGCUGUUUGUGUCAGGGAACCUGCAGACAGAGAACUCCUGGCCAUCUUAAGCCCUCAGCUCCACCCACACUGCUAAUGUCUCCUCCUUGAAUCACUGUCUCACAGCUCAUCUGCUGCUCAUGCUAAUGUGGGUCUGCAUCUCACCUGCUGGAUCCUCAGUCCUGCACCUCACCUGUGUAGUUCACUCAGUGUUGAGGCCUGGUGCAGCCCUGCAGCUCUCCAUGAGCUCCCUUCACAGCUCCUCUAACCUCCUGCAUUGAGUCUGUCUGUGUGUCUGUUAUCCCUCUGUCUCUGCCUCCUGUCUGGUCACUUUACACUCUAAUGGCUAAUUGUUCACUCUUCUGCAGCCAUUCUGUGAUCUAAGUCCAUAAGAUAACUGUGUGGUGUUCAAUGUGUGAUCUGAGAGUUUAUAUUAGUAAUUUUCUCUGUAGUCAAAAAGCCCAGGUUGGCCAGGAGCCAUUUGUCAAAGAUAAUUAGGACGUCUUGGCAAUUACAGUCAGCGAAUUGGAUGGAGCUGGUAAAUUAAGACAUAGAUGCGAGUACCUGUUUUCCUAGCAUAACUCACUUAUUCCGGAUUUCAUUCAUAAUACUUUAACCAAUUAAUGAGUAAACUGUCCAUUGGGAGAGAAAUUAGGAAUACCCAACAUUUUCAAACAAAUGAAAUGCUCAAAGAAAUUCAUCAUCCCUUUGAAACCCUCGUCAACAGGGACUAUGCUUGCUCCCCUGACCCAGUGCCUGCCUCACAGCACUGUGAAACCUCACACUGUGCAGCGUGAGAUCUGAUCUCUGUUUAAGAACAGAGGUGCAUUCCCUCAGCCUCUCAAGAGGGGUGUGUCAGCAAAAAUAAAAAACAAAGUGGAAAAGGAAGUAAGCAAACCUCAGAUCACACAUCAACGAUAAUUAAUGUAUAUGAUGGGCAUAUCAGUGUACUCUACUUCGAAUUUAUACUGUGUGAAAGAAAGCAAAGGGAAAUGCUGACAUCCAUAAGGAAGAUGAAUGACAGACAAUGGGAUGUUAAAUCCUCAAACAGUGACGCCUCUAGGGACACAUAGGACCAUAGACUGGAGUACGAACACACGACUAUAACCGUCCUAGGCUAGAGUGCACUGACAUGCCAGGAACUACCAGGGGCCAUGGAAUAGGCAUAACAGUGUCACAUUCAGUGACUGAAAAUUCUAUAUACAUUUUAGUAAGGAACAAGGGACAAAGAGCGAACUCAGUCAUACAGUCCCUGCUCUUUCCAUGUAUGAGGACCUGACUUUUCUCCUCAGAACCCAUGCACACUGUGGUGGCACAUGCUUCUAAUCACUGUGCAGGGGACAGCAAGAGAGACGUGCAUCUCUGGGGCUUCCUCCUCAGCCAGUGUAGUUGAAUUGGUGAGUUCCAGUAGGACUGACUCAAAACACAGUACAUUGCAUCCAUGGCAUUCUGAGAAGUGACAUCCAGAGGUAAAGUGUAGUCUCCGUGAGUAUAUGACCGAGCAUGCCCACAUGUGUAUAUACACAUGAGAAAAUGAUAGACACUGUGGACACAAACACAGCUAGAGACUUCUCCAGAGGCAAUUCUCCAGAGAGGGAAUGGGUGUUUUAUAUACUAGUUAUGCAACAUUACCUGGCCUUUUUAUAAGAGGCAAACAGCUGAUAAUUUCUUUGGUAAUAAUUUUCAUAGACUAUCGUUCAACUACUGGCCUUUGGUUCUAGGGUUGGGUAGGAUUCACCCUCUCGUUGUGUGAGGUAUCAUGAGAAACUGAGUCAGAAUCUAAGCAUUAGACUCUGGUUAUUAAAAGAGGAUGUUAUGAUUUUACUUUUGACGGGAGAACUCUUUGCAUCUGCAUUGCUGUCCUGAAAGCUGGGCAGAUCAUGUCAUCAAUGGAUGAUACAAAUGCUUCCUUUUGGAAGGGGCGUAUUGCUGAGAAUGGUACAUUGCGAGCCCGGUCUGGGGUUGUUGAACUCUCCUGGGUUCAUACGACCAUAAAACUUAUGAAGGAUAACCCUACAUUUAGGAGAGGGGAAGGGUGAUUGUUACAUGAUGUUGACAUCACUCAGAGUUCAAGUGGUCCUCGGUGCUUACUGUAGGUGUCGGUGUAGAUGGUAGUGAUGGCUCAUCCUGCCACAGCACUAACUCCAUCACAGUGACUUCUAAUCUAGACCAUAGACAUCAUACUGGAGGGUUAAGUGAGACCAGACAAAGUCACCAAAGAGUUAAAACCAGAAAUAGGCUGUGAGCAGGAAUAAAUAAUUGUAACCCACAGUGAUCAAAGGGGCAACUACCUUUUUUUUGGUUUCAAGACAGGCAGGAAGUAUGACAAUAGAAACUGACAAGCAGCAGAAAUCCCAGAAAUGGAGAAAUAAGGGCUUCAUAACCUGAUAUAAGGGCCUCGGAUUAAAUCCUGUUGUAAUUUUGGCUUCUUCUUUUUCUGGAAGGUUUAAAACUCUGCACACAGAAAACCAGUCCAUGCUUUGUGCUUUGCAAAAUAGGUUUAGAUGCACAACAUUAUCAAGUCUCACACUGUCGUUGGUUAAUGUGCCUUUUCACACCCAGCUUCAAUACCCUGGUGACAUAUAUGUGGUGGUUGUAUAAUGCAAUAUUUCCUGUUUUCCCCACAAAUUUAAAUUAUGUAAUGUGUCAAAUUUGCUUGCAUUUGAUGAAUUAAAAAAAGUGAAUUAAGUUUGUAUAUUCUCUAGCUUUUUUAUCAGUCAAUUUUCAUUAAACACUUUGGGGGAAGGACAUUAUAUCAUGUAAACAUUUCCACAUACCAUCUAUUUGAAGGCAGAAAACAGAUACUUCAAAUCACAUACUCAGGGGUCAACUCUGCCACACCACAAAACAACACACACACACACACGCACACACACACACACACACACACACACACACACACACACACACACUAGAUUCCAUAUGUGAAUAGGAGUUCACAGAAAAAUGUCGACAUACACAAGUUAGUCAACUAAGUCAUCCUCAAAGAUGUGAAAUGCUGGAAUGCCACAGGUCCCAAGUUAUAUUGUCUUCGGCCACCUUUAGUCUGCUUAGGUCCCUUGUGGCUAUUAGAUACAGCCUUAGAAUUUAUGAAUGACCCUCAAGAUUUUACCAAUGUAGUAGCUAAGAAUUUUAUCAGACAGACAUGUUAUA